Penaeus vannamei (Pacific white shrimp) is the source of this 5065-nucleotide messenger RNA. Its product is annotated as macrosialin. The record is from RefSeq and is a predicted model, not a curated record. Gene Ontology annotation, biological process: establishment of protein localization to organelle. Lineage: Eukaryota; Metazoa; Arthropoda; Malacostraca; Decapoda; Penaeidae. Gene Ontology annotation, cellular component: late endosome membrane; lysosomal membrane; plasma membrane.
CGCGGGACGAGCCAGGCUAGCCAGCGGCUGGUCCGGACUCCGGCGUUCUCGACAUUCGUUCUCGAGCCGUUGUGUGCAGUGGACGUAUAACGGAUCAAUCGUCAUGGCCAGACUGUCUUUCUUCUCCUUGGCUUUGCUGCUGGUGCUGGGUACCCUAGCUGCUAGCCAAGACAUCGGUAUCCCAGAUGUGGAAAAUGGAUUAAUUGAAGAUGGUGACAAAACUAACACCACACUUGCACCACCCACCACACCACCAGCUACCACAACGGCAAAGAGUACGACCACUCCUGAAGCGACCACCACCACACCUGAGCCCACUACCACUACCACCACCACCACACCUGAGCCCACUACCACCACCACCACCACACCUGAGCCCACUACUACUACACCAGAACCUACCACCACCACCACACCUGAACCCACUACUACUACACCAGAACCUACUAACACCACCACUCCUGAACCAACUACAACCCCAGAACCCACGACGACGACCCCAGAGCCUGUAACCACCUCGGCUCCUGAUACCAACUUCAACUAUAACAUUACAGAGAAUAAUGUCACCUGUGUUAUGGUACAGGGAACCAUCUCCUUUACAGUUAAUUACACUGCAAAAGCCAAUAAAACUGAAGUGGUCACAGUUACUGUCCCAGAGCAUGGAGCAGCUGUGACUGGCAGCUGCAAUGGAACUGAAGGCGAACAGUACAUUGAGAUCACCUGGGGUCCUGUGAAUGAAACCUCUUCAACCAGAAUGACCUUCAACAGGACAAAGGACACAUGGUCGUUGAUCGAUUUUACAGCUACUGUCUUUAUGGGCAAGAACUUUGUAAAUGCAACUGUUUAUGGUGAAAAGUUGGAUCUUGUGAUGAACUACAACUUCAGUCCUCUUGAAAUUGGUGUCAACCGUAGCUUCAACUGCCAUUCACAUCUGUCUGCUUUCAACGUGACUGGAAGUCUAGAUGGUGCAGAAUACGAUCUUCCUCUGGGAUCUGACUUGACUAACAUCCAGAUUCAAGCCUACAAUGAAAUCAUUGGAGAAAGGGACUUUGUUGAUUCUGUUCACUGCACGGCUGAUAACACCUCCGAUGUUGUACCGAUUGCUGUGGGCUGUGCCCUGGCUGGCCUGGUUGUUAUAGUCUUGAUUGCUUACCUUGUAGGACGCCGCCGACGAUCUGCUGCAUAUCAGUCAGUUUAGGAUAUUUUGUUAAAUGUAGGUUAAUUUGAUUACAUAUUGAUACUGUACAGCUAUUAGAAAUGUGACAAACUGAAUUGUCAAGAAAUUGAAUUGUAUAAUUUGGAGUAAGAUUAAUUUGUUACUGUGAUAGUUAAGAUGUAAAUUUUCUCUUUAUCAAUGUUUCUUAAAGUUGCAUAGCUGUAGCUCAGCUAAAUUUGCACCUUUGUGAUCUUGAUCAAAUUUAUGAAAGAUAUUAAAAUGGUCUGUUAUGCUACUGUGAAAUCUGGACAUCAAUUGGAUUAUUACCAGAUUUUUUUCCAUUUUCAAUUAUGUAGAAAUGGUCAACAAUUAUUUUCUAAAUUGCAACUUUGAUGACCUGGGAAUAGUUAGUGAAGGUUGUGGUAGCUGCCUUAGAAGUCAGUCUGUAAGAGGGGGGAGGGGGGGCUGGGUUGGGGUGGGAGUGGGAGGGAAAAGAAAGAACUCAAGAACCUCGACCUGGGACAACUCGACACAGUAGCAACUUUCAAUACCCCUUGGAGGGACAGUCAAGGACUUUCUGCAAUGUUUAUACAUCUGAUCCAGCCUUCUUCGUAAAUGGGGAAAAUAGGGGACAUGCGUAUAAAAGGGGUACUAGAAGAUUAUUGAUACACAGCCUACAAUUUUCUUUUGUCAAAAUGAUUUGACCUCCCAUGUACAUAAUUGAGAGCUCUAUAUUUCCCACAAAAUUCUUAAAGGAAUAUUUACGGAAGUUCUUUGGAAAGUGUGAAUGGUGUGCGAUUGAUGCAAGUGAACUUUUUUGUAUGUCAUUCCAGGUGAAAAUGCUGCCCUUAAUGAUUUUUGUUAAUUUGUUAUUCAGCGUAGAUCUGAUUUGAUAAUUUACAUUAAUAGCCAUUUCCUUUGAAAAUCUGUAAUAACUCGAGGCAAGUUUAUUUGGGGAGUUAUUGACAGUGGCUGGAUGAUCCAAAAGACCUGGAUUUUAUUCAGAAUGAAGAACAGGAAUUCUGUUAAAGGUUGGCUUUUUGGUGCUUCUCAAAUUUGGCUACUUAUCAUUUGGCAAGUUGAAAUCAAAUUGUGUAAUGCAUCUCUUGGCUUUCAACUUUUUUAUCCAGCUGUUAAUGGAUACCUAAACCUAAUAUUUAGGCUGAAAUGGCUGUUGAUGUUUUUGGUAUAGUACUUGUAUGCUAGGUGUUUUAGGGUGGCUUCAUUUAACUUUUUUUUAUAUAUAUAUAAUUUUAUAUUUUUGAAUGUUUCAAUUGGUGUCUGUCCUGUCCAAUUAGUGAUUGCCUUUGCAUGCAUGCCAAAGGGGGUGUAUGUAAAGAUUUUUUUUUUUUUUUUUUUUUUUCAAAGGAAUUAUAUGGCAGAUUAUUAAUUUAUGCAACAUUGAGCAGUGGCCUCAAAUGCUGCCUGCAUUGUAAGAAGUGGUGUCCAGCAGAAUUGUUGUGAAUGGUAGUCACUACAUUCCAGUGAUCAAGAUUUAAGGAAGCUCUAAUGAAAAAUCUACAUCAUGAACUGUUUUUAUUUAAGCCAUUUAUUGAAAAUGUAUAUAUAUCUGGAGUAACCACAUGGAUCAUUGGCAAGAGUGGUUUUGAAAUAUAUCCUUGGCCAAAUUAUAAACCAAAAAUUUGUAUUUAAAGUCAUGGGUUUGUGAAAGGUUAAUGUUUACAUUUUCAAAACAAGUAUUUUUUCAUUAUUCAUCUAAUGCCCAAGACUUAAAUGUAUAAAAAUUGUUAUGGAGAGCUAUUUUAUCGUGUAAACUGUUUGUAAAUUUUUCAUUAAAGUUAAAUUACAUAUUGUUUUUGAUUUGUUGAAAUUCAUUCCUAAAUGAAUGCAAAUGGUAAAAUAUAAAAUAUAUAUUGCUGUUAAAAGGCAUGGUUCAACUGAUCUUGUUUAAAUCUAGGGCCUGACUUGUCAGUUCCUAGCCAAAUGUUGUUUAACUGCAAAAAGCCCCACAGCAGUAGACUACACACACUUCUUGCUUAAAUAACUUUGUAUAGUAUUUCUCGUUUGAGCAACAUAGAGCACGAGGAGUUAUCCCCUGUUUCACCAUAGUUUCGUUUUUCGUGAAGUGUAUAUUUUUUUUGAAGAAACAUUGAAACUGAUUUGCAAAUUCAAAAUUAUUGAUGCUAGUCGGACACUCGAAUGCGAGUUUAGACCGUUUCAUAUUAGCCAAUUCUUGUUUUUGUUUGGUAAUAAACUGAUUAUUAAUCCUGUUUAUAUAAUCUCUAAAUUUAACUUGUCUUUAUGGAUAUUGAUAAUUUCAUUAAGCUACUCAGACAAUUUGAAAUUGUACCUUGGGAAGCCCGGAGAUACCCAAGGAAAAAAAAAAAACCCUCGUUUGUGUUAUUGCUGGCUUCCCUCAGCCCCAAGAUUUUGCACCAAAAGUACCGAUUCGGCCUAGAUAGCCUCUUAUGACCAGACCUGCGCUUAGAGAAGACAGUUGAACCACGUCUUUCAUGUAUCAACCAGAAAUUGAGGAAUAUUCUACUUUUGUUGAUAAGAAUUAUUGUACCCAAUGCAAGGGAAAAAGUGCAUCAUGUCAAAUACCUGCCUUGCUAAAGACUUGUAGCCUUUUGACUACAUGCAGUACACAUCCAUCUUGUAUCUCACGUGAAUUUUUUCAAACAUUGAUGUAACUGUCAGAGUACCUGUUAAUGUACUUGGCAAUAUAAAAAGGCAUUUAAGGUACUGUUUUUUAAAUAAAAUACCAUACAUGGUGAAAGCCAUUGCAUAGUCAUAAGUACUGUGUACUUCAUAGAAUUUAAGACUUAAUUGCAUAAAUUUUUAUUUACUCAUGAUUGCAUGAAGUAAGCAAAAGCAGUCUGCAGCAUGAAAAUCUUGCUUUAAAGGUAUAUUGGGUCUUGCUAGCUAUUUGAUAAAAUUGGGGCCAAAGCAAAUUUCAAAAUUAGCUUCUGAAUCUUUAAAAGUGCAUGACAUUUUGCAGAAACAGGGCUGUCCCUACAGAUUUAUGCAUGGUGGAAGUAUAUACCCACAAGGCCCACUAGUCAAACAUGCAAGAGAAAUACAGUACACUUAAAUGGGUGCUGUAACUUGCGAAGGCUUAGUUACGUGAUGGAGCAGUGGUUGCAGGCAAAAGCUAGGUUGUCUGUUGACACACUGGCAAACUAUAUGCGUGGCCAUGCUGAGGCUAGGUAACCAAAUAGUGACUAGUAGUGUAAGGGCUCUGUCAACAAUAACCCACUUAGGAUAUGGUGGUGGUAGUUUGCAUUUUAGCCAAAGUAAUUAUUGAACAUCUUUAGCUUGCUGCCCACUGGAAGUCACUUUACCAAUUUAAAUUGAGAUCUUUGCCUUUGUACACCAUGCUCAUUGAAUUGCAACCCCUGAUGGUCACCUUGCUCUUUCCUGACUUUGGAUGCUGUGGUCAGCAAUGCAAGAGUGCCUUGCAGACCAUACGUUGUUGGUGCAAACACUGCUGAUCAUGUGGAUGAGGCUUAGUGCAUGCUACCAUGCUUCCCAUCUAUUGUAGGGUUUUGUAGAAGAUUUCUGAAAAACAUCACUUGUUUAAAAGACUUGAUAUGGUACAACCACACAGUUUAGAUUUGUAAAACUUACUGCAAAACAUCCUCUGAGUUAUACCUUCUUGAAACAAGUUUGUAUUUAUUGACACGCAUUUACUGUAGUUACUUUUAUGCAUACAUGCUACAAUUUUUCUUUAACUCUUUACCACUAACAUGUAUCAUUUAAUAACCUUUUACAUAUGGGCUGUUUAUAAGAUAAAUGUACUUCCUUGAGAGAGGUCAUUUCUAUAAAUUGGUCUUGUGAUUGUUAUUACAAAUAUUGUUAACCUCUCUUGAUAUUUACGUAACAGUUGAGCAUUAGAUAUUGCCUUCAGAAUUUGAUUGUGAAUGAAUAAAAUGAUUUUGAAGUUUA